AUGGACACAAUAAAUAUUCAUGCCAGCGGAGCGCAUUAUUUCUCCUCAUUUGACAAUGCCGAUUGCAGCGCCAGUGACAGAAAUGCCGGCAGAGAUUCAGAGGACUCUGCCACUGAUAUUUCCCGCAAGCCAACAGCGCCCAGGCAGAAGAUUAAUGCUAGGGAGCGUUACCGAACCUUUAACGUUAAUUCCGCUUACGAAGCGCUACGUUGUUUAAUUCCCACGGAGCCAGUGAACCGAAAAUUGUCCAAAAUCGAAAUCAUACGCUUAGCUAGCAGCUAUAUCACACACCUGCGCAGCACAUUAAACACCGGCACAGAUCGACAGCCCUGCUUAUUACACAAACGGAAUAACAGGAACGCAGAAGAAAUCAUCGGCGUAGCAGGGCGAUUAAACAUUUGUACAUUCUGCUUGAAACCAAAGUUACCAAAUGCUACGCAAAGGCUCAGCUGA
Molecule: messenger RNA, 453 nt
Organism: Drosophila innubila
Lineage: Eukaryota; Metazoa; Arthropoda; Insecta; Diptera; Drosophilidae
Product: transcription factor 15
Exons: 3
Coding region: 1-453 (150 amino acids)
Biological process (GO): developmental process; regulation of transcription by RNA polymerase II
Molecular function (GO): RNA polymerase II transcription regulatory region sequence-specific DNA binding; DNA-binding transcription factor activity, RNA polymerase II-specific; protein dimerization activity
Source: RefSeq, a predicted model, not a curated record